Messenger RNA from Gavialis gangeticus (Gharial), 783 nucleotides. RefSeq names its product mannosidase beta like (gene MANBAL). The transcript has 2 exons. The coding region runs from base 54 to 311 and encodes 85 amino acids. NCBI's taxonomy places the organism in Eukaryota, Metazoa, Chordata, Crocodylia, Gavialidae. Gene Ontology annotation, cellular component: membrane. The record is from RefSeq and is a predicted model, not a curated record.
UGUGGACGGCAGACUUUUUAAGUGUGUGAGAGGAGAAGGAAGACGCUUCUGUCAUGGCUGCUGAGCUGGAUUUUUCCCCCCCUGAGAUCCCUGAGCCCACCUUCAUGGAGAAUGUGCUGCGCUAUGGACUCUUUUUUGGAGCCAUUUUCCAGCUUAUCUGUGUAUUAGCCAUAAUCCUCCCAGUCUCAAAGUCUCAUAAAACAGACUCCGACGGUUUUGAGCCUAAAAGCUCUGAGGUGGUGAAGAAGCCAAAGGUGGCUGCUCAGCAAAUGAGCAAGAAACCCAAGAAGGAAACUAAGAAAAAGCGAUAAAAGGCCUCAGAAUGGAGCCUAAUGGCAACGUUUUGGCUGUAAUCAAGUUUCCUUGAAGAUGACAUCAUGGGUCAACCAAUUAAAUGGGUGUCUGGUCCUGCCAUGUUAUGUCUUCCAGGGGUAGGGGGAACUGACAAGUUGUGGGAGGGUUGGGUUUCUUUUGCUUGAUUCCUUGCAGGCAAAAUGGACUGUACACAUCCAGCUAGUUACUCGGUCAUAAGCCCUGUGAUCAACUCACUUGUGAUGGGUAAGGAAAGCUUACACUUGCACCUCCCCCAUGCUGGCAGGGGUGUGAGGUGAAGAAGGCCCAUGGAAGGGGAGCAUGUGUUUGGUUAUCAAAGAUAGCUUUUUUCUGUCAUAUUUUUAAAGACUGAGGGAUCAACUGGCUCUGGGAUGUCCCACUUCUCAACUCUGUAACCUCCUGUAUUGUUGUCUCAUUUAAAAUAUACCAGUUUAUUUUAUGGCUUAAUAA